Parathielavia appendiculata is the source of this 1041-nucleotide messenger RNA. RefSeq names its product NAD(P)-binding protein. Gene Ontology annotation, cellular component: mitochondrion. The coding region runs from base 1 to 1041 and encodes 346 amino acids. The record is from RefSeq and is a predicted model, not a curated record. Gene Ontology annotation, molecular function: oxidoreductase activity. The transcript has 3 exons. Lineage: Eukaryota; Fungi; Ascomycota; Sordariomycetes; Sordariales; Chaetomiaceae.
AUGAAGUCCUGGACGGCCACUUCCUGGGGCACCCCGCGCCAGUCCCUUAUCCUCGACUUUUCCGCCCCGAUCCCCUCCCUCCCGUGCAACUCAAAAUCCUUCCUCCUCAAGAUAUCACACGUGUCUCUCAACCCAGCGGAUCUCGUCCUGCUGAAGAGCUUACCGCCCUGGCUCCCCUUUCGGCGCAACCCCGUGCCAGGCAUGGAUUUCGCGGGUGAGAUUGUCGCCGUCGGCGAUGCCGUCCCCGCUGAGAUGGAAUUGAAAGAAGGGGAUAAGGUGUGCGGUGCGCUGGGACUGUGGGAUGUUGCGCGGGGAAAGGGGACGCUGGCUGAGUUUGUUGUCGUCGAGAGUUCGCUGGUCGCCAAGGUGCCUGCCAAAUGGGGUCCCAAGACGGCGGCGGGCCUGAUGGGGAUUUCGGGCCAGACUGCUGCUGUUAUGGCUAGGAGUGUGGCGAGUCCCCGUGGGAGCAGGGGCGGAGGGUGGGUGUUGGUUAAUGGGGCGACUGGGGGGGUUGGGUCGGUGCUGGUGCAGAUUUGUCGGGGCCUUGGCGCGCAGGUGGUGGCGGUUUGCUCGGGGGAGAAUGAAGAGUUGGUGAAGGCGUUGGGGGCGACUGAGGUCAUAGACUACCGGGCUCAUGAGCCGCUGGAGGAGCACCUGGCCGACGUGUUCAGAGGGGGACAGCUUGACGCAAUAUUUGACUGUGUCGGCAGCCAGGCGUUGUACACUAACUCGCCGCGAUACCUCAAAACGCACGGCAAGUUCAUCAACAUUGUGGGCGGCUGGUCACAGGGGGUUAUACCCUUUAUUAGGAACAAACUGCGGCCUCUUUCCCUUGGGGGUACACCUCGAAAUUACGAACUAUUCCUCCUCAGCGCAUCGGGGAAGGCUGCUAGGGAGGUUGCCGCGUGGGUCGAGAAGGGGGUGAUUAAGGGGGCCCUCAUUGACUCGGAGUUCCCCAUGGAACAGGCAAUCGAGGCAUUCGAGAAACUUGCGACCGGCAGGGCAAAGGGGAAGAUUGUUGUUAACGUCGAAAGUAGCUGA